This is a messenger RNA of Poecilia reticulata (guppy), 3467 nucleotides long. RefSeq names its product E3 ubiquitin-protein ligase TRIM35-like. Gene Ontology annotation, biological process: protein ubiquitination. Lineage: Eukaryota; Metazoa; Chordata; Actinopteri; Cyprinodontiformes; Poeciliidae. Gene Ontology annotation, molecular function: zinc ion binding; protein binding; ubiquitin-protein transferase activity. The record is from RefSeq and is a predicted model, not a curated record.
UCUGCCUCUCUGAACCUGAUCCAACAGGCCUGAGGUCAAAGGUCAGCCACACUGAAUAGGGAAGUGGCUAAAGGCGAAAGGUUUGAUUCUGAGCAGCUGUAAAUAUCUUCUCAGAGGAGCUUGACUUUACACACCUGCUGUCGUAAACAUGCCAGAGACAGGAAAUGAUGCAUGCAUUGAAGCUCCGCCCACUCUCCGUCAGGCUGACAAACAGAGAAGUUUUCCUUUCUUGCUUCUGACUGAUAAAGAACUUCAAGAAAACAGCUGAAAGAUUCAUAUCAACGGCAUAAACUGGAGACAAGGACGCAGGGAACUCUGACGUACUGGGUUUGAACUCCUUCAACCUGAAAAGCUACAACCUGGGAGAGCUCAGCUCAAAGUGAAAGUAACUCUGCGCCUUCCCUACAGAGGAACCUGCUUCGUCUUUAGCUGCAUUCAGAGACAACAUGUCUUCCAGGCCUGAGGAGGAUCUGUCCUGCCCCAUCUGCCAGGACAUCUUUAAGGACCCGGUGGUCCUGACCUGCAGCCACAGCUUCUGCAGAGCCUGCCUGCAGACCUGGUGGAGGGGGAAGAAAACGCAAGAGUGUCCCGUCUGCAAGAGGAAGUCGUCCCGCAGCGACCCGCCUCGCAACCUGGCCUUAAAGAACCUGUGUGAGGCCUUCACAGCCGUGGGGCUGUCGGAGCAUCUCUGCACUCUGCACUCUGAGAAGCUCAAGAUCUUCUGCCUGGACCACCAGGAGCCGGUGUGCGUCAUCUGUCGGGACUCCAGGAUCCACAGCGAGCACCGGUUCCGGCCCGUGGACGAGGCGGCGCAGGAGUACCGGGAGGAGCUGCAGAAGAUCCUGAAGCCUCUGCAGGACAAGCUGACCGUCCUGCAGGACGCCAAAGCGGACGGGGACCAAACCCUGAAGUUCAUCAGGCUGCAGAGCCAGCAGACCGAGAAGCAGAUCAAGGAGCAGUUUCAGAAGCUGCACCAGUUCCUGCAGCAGGAAGAGAGGGCAAAGGUCGCCGCUCUGCAGCAGGAAGAGGCGAAGAAGAGUGGGGUGAUGAAGGAGAAGGUGGCGGCUCUGAGCAGAGAGAUCGCGGCUCUGUCAGCCGCCAUCACAGCUGCGCAGGCGGAACUGAAGGCCGCAGACGUCUCCUUCCUGAAGAACUACCAGGAAACGGUGAGGAGGGUCCAGCAGCGCCCCCUUCAGGACGACCCGCAGCCCGUCCCCGGAGCGCUGAUUGACGUGGUCCAGCACCUGGGCAACCUGGCCUUCAACAUCUGGAGCAGCAUGAAGCGGGUCGUGUACUACAGCCCCGUGGUUCUGGACCCGAACACGGCGGACCCGGAGCUCGUCCUGUCCAGUGACCUGAGCAGCGUCCUGUCCGGAGACCGGAAGCAGCUGCCCAAGAACCCGGAGAGGACCCGGUUCUCCUGCUCCGUCCUCGGCUCGCAGGGCUUCGCCUCGGGGACGCACGGCUGGAACGUGGACGUCGGGGAGAACCGGGACUGGGAGCUGGGCGUGCUGGGGGAUGCCGUCCAGCCGGGCGGAGCCCCGGCGGCGCAGCUGUGGAGGAUCUCCUUCUGCCACGGGAAGCUCACCGCGUUCUCCGGAUCAGAACCGGAGACGGAGCUGCCGCUGAAGGCGCCGGUGAGGAAGAUCGGCGUCCAUCUGGACGUGGACAGGGGGAGGCUGUCCUUCUGCGACCGCGGCACCAACGCCAACAUACACACCUUCACACACAGCUUCAGCGCCACGCUGUUCCCCUACAUUUACACCGAGGACCCGGUGCCGGUCCGGCUCCUCCCGGCCAGCGUCUCGGUGAGCGUCAACAAAAACGCCGGAUAAGAUCCACAGGUUCGACAGAAGGUUUAUGUCAGCGUUCACACACAGUUUACCAUCUCUGAGCUGAAACUCCCUCAUUCUACUGGAGACAUUUUGUCCAUUUUUGAUGUUCAACAGGGGUGCACCGAUUUAUCGGCACCAAUUUCCUUCAUUUUAGGAGGUCGGUGAUCGACUGACUCUUUCAUGUGAAGCUGAUCCUAUUUGCUGAUCUUUUCUACCUCAGCAAAGAUCUAAAAAUCAUCCUGUGUCCUCUUCUGCUCUGCAGUGCGAGGUUUGACCCCGCCCACCAGGUCAUGUUUAAAGUUAACAACAGUCGCCUCACUGCCACCAACUCAGCAACUUUAGCGACAUUUCAGACAAAAAAGUCAGAAUCUGUCAAAGUCUGAAUUGGCAGGUCAGGCUUUUUAAAGAUCGGCGAUCAGCUAGGUACUGCAAUCGGUGCACCCCUAAUUUUUAAUAUAAAUUCUUAAUCAAAUCUCUAAAAAAUAAGCAACUUGCUGGUCUUUAGGUGCAAAAUAUGAAGCUUGGAUGACAGAAAAAAUGUUUUCUAAUCAUCCGAAUUCGGGGUGGGCGAUAUGGACUUAAAGUUUUAUCAAGAUAUUUUGUGAAACAUUUGUGAUAUUGAUGAAAGUGAGGAUAAAAACUAUUAUUUCUCCUUUUUUAGUUAACUGUGUGACCGCAUGUCGGUAAUCAUAAUCCCACAAACACAAAUACUGCGCUUGAAAAACGUUCCCAUUUGUUAUAGGCUACGCUUCUUAAGGAAAGCUGCAUUUUCAAAUUUAUUGGUAUUUAUUGAUGCUUUUAAUAAACAAACAAUGGAGAAAAUGUCAAACUAACAAUCCUGCCAAUAAGGACAGUUUUGGGUGGUUUUAAGCAUCAUUAACUGGAAUUUAGUGACAAUGAUAAAUCAAAAUUCUUAUAAGAAAUUUAUCACAAUAAAUGAUAAACGAUAUGAUACGAUAUGAUACGAUACGAUAGUUUGAAUCAAAACUUUAUACCGAACAUCUGAAUCAGCAAUAAGAAAACUGUCUGAAACAUGAAAAUGUUUCUUUAAUUUUCUUUGUCUUUCCAGCCUUACAGAUCUCUGUUUCCUCCAACCCAAAAGUUGUUUUUAUCAGGUUCUGGGUUCUGACAGACAUUCGGGUCCAGUUCAGAUAAAGGUGGUUCUGUUAAGGGACUCAGAUCUGACAGAAACAUUUUGGGUUUUUUAUCAGAUGUUUUUUAUCUGCAGAGGUUCAAAUAAUUACAUUAUGAAUAUUAUGAACCUGCAGGAAACACACCAUGAAGUUGUGCAAUGCGCUUUUAUCUCAUUUUAAUGGAUGUUAAUGAAUAUUCAGUACAAGGUUUUCGGUGAAUAGUUUUAUUUAGUUCAGUUUUGAGGUGUGAUUUUAGACAAAAAAGCUAAAUAUUGAAGUUACUUGAUUUGAUUUUAAAAAUGAGGAAAUAACGUCUGAAUGAAGAUUAUAAUCUGUUGAGCUUUAAUUGUCAUUUUCCCUGAUUAAUGUGAAAUUAUGUUCCUGGGUAUAAAAAUUACGGAAAUCUUCUGUUUUGGGAGGCGGUGAAAAAAGACAAACCUAUUUAUUCAUUUAUGUAAACAAAAUAAUUGACCUCUAAUAAUUUGGUAUAAAAUUAAAU